AUGCUCUCCCAAAAAAUCAACCAGGACAUUUUCUUGGAGGUUCUGAGCUACAUAUCGACGCAGGAAGAGGUUUUUCCCCCAAACAAUGCGAUCAACAAAUCGACUUCGAAUAUUCUCCUCAGUCUUGCGUUAACAUGCCGCGCAUUCCUCGAGCCGUCGUUGGACAAGCUUUGGGUGCGUCUGGAUGACUUGCACCCUUUAUUCCGUCUCCUUCCAACCUUCCAACCGGGGAUUGACGGGGUCUGGUUCCUCGAGAGCCCGAUCCUUGACUUGCACUGGGAAACUCUACAGGAGUACGCUAAACGUAUUCAAACUUUAGUCUACUUGGACGAGGGCGCUCCAAUUGACCCGUCCGUCUUCUUCGCCGUCUCCCAGUAUGCGGAUCGUAAGGCCAAUCAGCGGCUCCUACCGUCUCUCCGACAACUUUUCACCAUCAUGCCGUUUACCGACAACCACGGCACAUACCGCUCAAUGUGGAGCUUCGUCGACGCCCUGGCAGAACAGGCGCCCGGCAUGCACUCGGCUUUCCUCCAUUUCGCCUUGCCAAGCAAAAGCUUCAACGCGGUCGCUAAAAUGCGCAAUUUGACCCAGCUCACCAUCAUGCAGAACGGCAGCACCCCGAGCCAAGUCAAUGCAGCAUCGUUCGUGGUACUUUCUUCGAUGAAAGCACUCACCCAUCUCCGUCUUGAUGGCUUGGUGCUUUCAGACCACCUCAUGCCUCUGACCAAUCCGCGAGCUGUGUCGUUUAGCGCCCUGAAGACGCCGGAAAUAAGCGCCAGCAUGCCCGAAAUCGUGCCUUUAUUCCAGGCUGCGAAAUUGCCCGCCCUACAAGUGCUCAAGAUCAAGCUCGUCCCGCCCAUCCUUGAGGAACCGCACCAAGAUUGGUGGGGGUUCUGUCGUGAACUCAAGCUUAGUACCAAAAGUCAAUUACCCGAACUCGUCAUAAAGCCUGGCCACUUCCCUUUUGAUUUCCGCCCACACCUCGAAGGACUCCCCAUGGUCAUUCCAGACAUCCUGGCAUUCAACUUUAUCAAGCUCGACCUCCAAGAGUACAAGCUCUUCCGCUCGUUCUCGGACGACGAUAUCCGUGAUUUUGCCAGAGCGUGGCCGAACAUCGAGGAGCUACAUCUGCCCACACAAAUUCCAUCCAAGCUCACAUUUACCGCCUUCGUCGACAUCGCGAAACAAAUGCGAAACCUCAAGCAGCUUACCCUCAAUUUCAUACUCAGGAAGGAUGAUUCUCUCUCACUUGAGAGCGUCAACACCACUGGUUCAGGAUUCCAGCAUCCUCUCCAUCAUUUGAAUGGUCUCAAUUCAACCUUUGUCGCCGAUAAUACUGAUGCAUUGACUCUUGGCGCCUGUCUGCAUGCACUGUUCCCCAAUCUAACCCUAUGGACUUAG
Molecule: messenger RNA, 1401 nt
Organism: Cyclocybe aegerita
Lineage: Eukaryota; Fungi; Basidiomycota; Agaricomycetes; Agaricales; Hemipholiotaceae
Source: the annotation of a GenBank genome assembly